AUGGAAGACCCUGUUGACGUACAAGUGGCCAUUGUCGGGGGCGGCUCUUGCGGGCUCAGCUUGUCUAUAUUCCUCUCGAACCUGGGUGUUGAUCACGUCUUGUACGAGCGACACCCUGGAACCUCUAUUUUCCCCAAAGCGCACAUUAUCAGUCAGCGCACGUUGGAAAUCUUCAGACAGCAUGGUUUCGUGGACGAUAUUAUCGCCAAGGGCACGCCUCCGUGGCAGAUGAAUCAGAUCAUAUGGCAGACUUCGCUGGGGGGUGAUGGUCCGCUCGAUAGAAAGGUGCUGGGGUCCAUCGCCAGUUGGGGGUGCGAGGAAGGGAGCGAGCGGAGAAAGGUUUAUGAGAAGUCUGCCCCUCAUCUGCCAACCAAUCUCCCCUUACUCCGACUGGAGCCUGUUCUCCGGGCGACAGCGGAGAAGAGAAACCCAGGGAAGGUACUCUUCAGCCACACCGUAACAGGCUUUGAAGACACUGGUAGCCAUGUCCUUGUUAAUGUGACAGAUGGCAAAGGUUCUCAAAAAACAUGUCGAGCCCGCUACCUCGUCGGCUGCGACGGCGGCAAGAUCGUAGGGUCGAAACUAGGCAUCAAGAUGGAGGGGCCCACCGGACUGCGCAAGAUCGUCUCCGCCCACUUCAAGGCCGAUCUGUCGCCGUACUGGGACGACCGCGCCAGCAUCCUCCACUUCGCGAAUCCGGAGUACGGUCUCGGACUUCGGAGCGGCUCCUUGCUUCCCGUGGGCCCGACCUGGGGACGGUUCUCGGAGGAGUGGCAGAUGCACUUCAGCACCGGAGUCGACGGGCCCCCGUUCCCGCGGGACAGUGCGGAGGACCGCAUACGCAAACUACUAAAACUACCGAGCCUUCAGAUCGAGAUCCUGAGCUUCAGUAACUGGGAUUUGGAACGGGUAUUGGCUGAUAAGUACCAGUCCGGUCGCAUAUUUGUUGGCGGAGACUCGGCGCAUCGCCAUCCACCCACAACUGGGAUGGGUCUCAACGCAGCGGUGCAGGAUGCGCACAAUCUAGCCUGGAAGCUCGCCUAUGUCCUACGAGGCAAAGCACCCGAAGCUCUUCUCGAUUCGUACGAGGCCGAGAGACGACACAUCGGGCGACGAGUCUGCGACUGGGCUCUCUUCACGUCCAAAACCCACAAACUGAUCUCGACCGCAAUUGGCCUCGAGGAAGGGAAAGAAGAAGCGAACCGGGCCCGCCUGGCCCAUCUCCUAGACGAGGAUGACGAGAUGGGAGUGGCGGCUCGGGCACAACUACAGCAUACUAUCGAUGGCCAGUCGAUCGAGUUCGGGGCGCACGAAAUGGACCUCGGUAUCAGGUACCCGUCAGGGGGAGCUUUUCUGCCGGAUGGAACUCCGGCACUCGCGUACCACCCGCGACAUCAAAUUUACACCCCUACCACGCGCCCGGGGCACCGCUUACCGCAUGCUUGGGUGGAGCGCGGUGGCAAUCUCGUAUCAACUCACGACUUGGUCGGAAGUGGUGGCGAUUUUCUUCUCAUCACGGGCCGCGGAGGAUCGGGGUGGGCCCAGGAGGCACGGAGGACGGCCGAGUCUAGAUCAAUCGGCUUGCGAUUCGCUCAGAUCGUCGGCCCGUUGGAGAGGACACGAGAAGAGGACUUCUGCGACGUGUUCACGCAGUGGAAACAAGUAAAGGAGAUAGAGGACGGGGGCGCCAUUCUGGUCCGCCCUGAUAAUGUUGUUCUGUGGAGGUCGAUCAGCCCAAAUGUGACGGACUUGUCCGUGGUGCUUGGGAAGAUCUUGGAUAAGCCGUAGAAUUGCCUGUAUCUUGUUCUUGUAUAAGAGGAUUAUGUCUCCAUUGUAUAUAAGUAAAAGGUCCACGCUUCUCAAAAUUUGUACCUAUCAAUGUAAGUGCCUACUAGGUACCUGAAAUCGACAUAGCGCCGUGGUUCAACUUUGUGACCUUCGACAUAUUCGGGGACCCCGGGUUUGGGGAGUCUGCGAAAUGCGCGGUACCACCCGUUGAUCGCGCUGCUAUUCUACAGCGUCAGGGCGGCAUCUUUUGUCGCAGCCACAAGGUUCUAUCUGCUGGUGGCGUUUGCGCGGAUGAAGUGCAUACCGGCGACGCUGCGGGAGCAUUUCCAGCAGAUCGUGGAGAAAGCGCGGCGGCGGCUGAAUUUACGAGCAGGAAAGGCCGGAUAUUAUGUCUUGUGUUGCGGUGGGAGAUGGGGAAAAGGGGCUCUGGAUUGG
Messenger RNA from Hypoxylon fragiforme, 2223 nucleotides. Its product is annotated as FAD binding domain-containing protein. Gene Ontology annotation, molecular function: FAD binding. NCBI's taxonomy places the organism in Eukaryota, Fungi, Ascomycota, Sordariomycetes, Xylariales, Hypoxylaceae. Bases 1 to 1788 code for a protein of 595 amino acids. The transcript has 3 exons. The record is from RefSeq and is a predicted model, not a curated record.